AUGUUCGAAAAUUCUCAGAAUCUUUUGAUAACCGGAGGGACAUUCACUGCACAGACAAUCUUUCCUUCUCGAAAUGAGGGACACGAAGGACUUACAUCCAUACAAGACAAAAUUGCUGUGGGAGCCUUUCACAACUCAGCGGAGCGCUAUGACCCACCUAAAUGCCACCCGAAUACGCGCGAGAUUGUUCUCAAGAAAAUCAUGGACUGGGUGAGAGACGCCAACAACUUCUUCAUGUGGUUGUAUGGUCCUGCUGGCGCCGGCAAAUCUGCAAUUGCGCAGACCAUUGCCGAUAUGUGCUACACUGAGGGACUGUUAGUCGCGAGUUUCUUUUUCUCUAGAAAUUCAGUGAACCGGAAAGACGAAACACUGUUGAUUACAACUAUUGCGUAUCAGCUCUCCAUCGCCAUUCCAGAGACCCGCGAACGAAUCGGAAAGGCCGUCGAGCUUGAUCCUAUGAUACUGUCAAAGUCUCUAGAAGCUCAGAUACAGUCACUUAUUGUGGAACCUUUGAAUGAAGCAGCCCUAGAGGACCGAUCAACAACAUCACGACCAAGGCUUAUCAUCAUAGACGGCCUGGACGAGUGCGGCGUGCCCAAAGUACAACGCUACAUUCUUGAUACUUUGCUCUCUGCUUCCCAAAAGCUCUGUCUUCCUCUACUUUUUCUCAUAGCAAGUCGGCCAGAUCCUCAUAUUCGUGAUGCUUUCAAUCAGGACCUGUUAAACUCACUGACGACCCGCAUAGUUCUUGAUGAUUCCUACCAACCCGACGAUGAUAUCAGAGUAUUCCUUCUCUCCAGAUUCAAUGAUGUCAAGAGGAAACACCCGACUCUUAUGCAUCGUCGCCCUCCCUGGCCUGCGCCAAUGGAUGUUGAGCUUCUCGUACAAAAAUCAUCCGGUCAAUUCAUCUAUGCUUCAACAGUCAUGAAAUAUGUUGAUUCACACCAUCACUGGCCUCCUGACCGACUAGAUAUUGCAUUCGGGCUAUCUAUGACAGACGAUAAUACACCUCUUGCCGAGCUAGAUAGGUUCUACCAUCACAUUCUUUCCUCUGUGGCGGACAUCGGCAGAGUGAUAGAUUUCUUCAUGUUUCUCUUGCUUGUUCAAUUCUGGACCAAAACAAGGAACAUCGUAGAAGAUUUCUUGUUCCUCAGACGGGGUGAACUGGACAUUGUCCUUUGUGAUCUCCAUUCCCUUGUUUCGAUACCCGAGCCAGAAGAUGAAUCCACUGAGCUGAGGGUCUUCCAUGCAUCCUUUCCUGACUUUCUGCUCGAUCGCUCUCGCUCUGGAAAAUUCCACCUCAAUGCCGCCAGUGCGUCUGCCAGGAUCGUGAGGUACUGCAUACGCCACUUCAAAGAUCCCAACGUCAUGUGCCAAGACGGGAUCAACCACCAUAACAUCCGUUCACUGUUCAUGCUUCAAAUUUUGACAGCAGAAAUAACCACCCAACUCUUGGACGAUGUGUGUGACGUCGACAUGGGUAUGCAGUUAUCAUUUUGGACAUCCGACGACAAUGUUAUUGGGGUGUACGAGCACGAUAACAAGCGACUCAUUUCCUUUCUGAUGUGGCUGGCAUCGCAGCAUCAUCGUGGAAUGUCGUUACUGCGUUUUUUCAAUGGCCCAGUGGACCAAUGGAUUCUCAGCAGAAUUCGGGAUUAUCCCCACCAAUAUCUAUUUAACCUGCUUCUUACAGCAGGAACUUUAACCAAUUUUACCACUACAGAUAUAUUCACCAUUCUGGGACCCGAGUCUGUGGCGACCAUGGAUAUCAAUUCCAGCAUCCAAAAACCCCGACGUUUCGAUCCUCUUCAAAUUUAUUCCCCAAAGGACGAAUACAAACCUUUCUAUAGCAUAUUAACCGAGUUUCUGAGAGACGCUAGUCGGUCAAAGGAUUUUUACGUUGGUGAAAACCAUUAUGCAACACUCUCUAUUUAUGUUGCUGUGUUUCUCAUCCACAACAUAAUGAGGCCACCACCGGUUAAUACCAAUCCUCAGACGAUACACCCGAGAGCUAGUCAGGAGGCCCAAAAGCUAGGUUGUUACCUGCUUACAGAGAGCCUACUUAAGUCACCGAAUUCGCCAGACCUUGCCAGAGUAUUGCAAAAUUACAACCCAAGGAUAGAAUCCAUUGCACCACUCAACGAGGAUAUUGAAAAAUCCGUUGGUGCAGCUUUUGAGUAUUUAAGGUCGACCUACAGAGAUUCCAAAACAGAGGCAAUCCGGACACGCUCCUCUACAUUGCUUACCAGAACAUGA
Messenger RNA from Psilocybe cubensis, 2256 nucleotides. RefSeq lists its product as uncharacterized. The record is from RefSeq and is a predicted model, not a curated record. Lineage: Eukaryota; Fungi; Basidiomycota; Agaricomycetes; Agaricales; Agrocybaceae. The transcript is spliced from 7 exons. Bases 1 to 2256 code for a protein of 751 amino acids.